Molecule: messenger RNA, 870 nt
Organism: Xenopus tropicalis (tropical clawed frog)
Lineage: Eukaryota; Metazoa; Chordata; Amphibia; Anura; Pipidae
Product: galactoside 2-alpha-L-fucosyltransferase 2
Exons: 2
Coding region: 25-870 (281 amino acids)
Biological process (GO): carbohydrate metabolic process
Cellular component (GO): membrane; Golgi cisterna membrane
Molecular function (GO): fucosyltransferase activity; galactoside 2-alpha-L-fucosyltransferase activity
Source: RefSeq, a predicted model, not a curated record
AAUUCAGCCAAAUCCGUUGCAGGCAUGUGGACAGCAAACCCAUUGGGGCGUUUAGGAAAUCUGAUGAUGGAAUAUGCAACCCUCUAUGCUCUUGCAAAGCUAAAUGGUCACCAAGCUUACCUUGUUCCUAAAAUGCACGAGCAGCUAUCACAAAUGUUCAGAAUCACCCUGCCUGUGUUGCACAGUGAGGUUGCUCAAAGGAUAAAGUGGAAGGUCGUCGGGAUUCAUCACUGGAUGCACCCAGAGUAUAAACACAUCCAAGGAGAUUAUGUUAAACUCAGUGGCUACCCUUGCUCAUGGACUUUCUUCCAUCACAUCCAGGAGGAGAUUCUCCGGGAAUUCACGUUCCAUGACUUUAUUGCAGCGGAGACCAAUGCCUACCUCUACAAAGUACAGGGAGAUAGGAAAAAUGUCACCUUCAUUGGCGUUCAUGUCCGCAGGGGAGACUAUGUUAAGAUUAUGCCUGGCAGAUUAGCGGUCGUCGGUGACGAGGCCUACUUCAAAAAGGCCAUGGACUACUUCAGAGCAAAGUAUGAAAACCCUUUCUUUAUUAUAACCAGUAAUGGCAUGGAUUGGUGCAAGGAGAAUAUUGAUAAUUCCACUGGGGAUGUUCACUUUGCUGGAGAUGGGAAAGAAGGUUCCCCUAUCAGAGACUUUUCCCUUCUUGCUCACUGUAACCACACUAUUAUGAGCAUAGGGACAUUUGGCUUCUGGGCAGGAUACUUGGUGGGAGGAGAGACAGUUUAUCUUGCAAAUUUCAGUUUACCAGAAUCACAUUCUUACAAAACAUUCAAGUUUGAAAAUUUUUAUCUUCCUGACUGGAUUGGGAUUCCUGCAGACCUGUCUUCUCUCAGAAAAAAGACACCAUAA